GAGCUGAGAAAAUACUCACUUGGAACAGGUUAGAGGCUUAGCUUCACUUCCUUAUCCUUCUCCAAGCCCAAAACCUUCCAAAGCCAACCAUUUCUUCUUCUUCUUCUUCUUCUUCUUCUUCUUCUUUUCUGCUUUGUACUUCGCAGCUACAGACUUUCACUUCCCAACUCCAUUGAUCAAUUGGACGAUCAAUGGCGUUAAUCAGCCAGCAGCAGUUGCUGCAGAGAUUCCUUCUAACCAGAAUCAACAACUGCAGCCCCAACUUCAUCAGAACGACUCCUAAGAAAACCCUCUCUCUCCGAAGCGCUGGCUGCCGGUGCACGUCGGCGAUAGCCGUCGACGCGCCUUCCUCGCUGACCGGCGCCGCCGGCGUCAGAUGGGGUUCGAGCAGCCUGCAGGGCUCUCGAGAGGAGAUGGAAGACGGCGUCGUUGUUCGGUCCGACGGCCUCAAUGGUUUCUCCUUCGCUGCGGUUUUUGACGGCCACGCCGGGUUCUCCUCCGUCAAGUUUCUGAGGGACGAACUGUACAAGGAGUGUGUUGCAGCCGUACAAGGUGGGUUGCUAUUGAGUGGAAGAGAUUUCGAUGCAGUUAGAGUGGCAUUACAAGAAGCUUUUGAAAAUGUUGAUAAAAAAUUAUCGAACUGGCUUGAGAGGACUGGAGAGGAAGUUGAAUCUGGUUCAACUGCGACAACUUUGUUCCUUGGUGAUGAUGUGCUCUUCAUCUCACAUGUUGGUGACUCGUGCGUGGUUCUCUCCCGUUCAGGAAAACCAGAAGUACUAACGAAUCCUCAUCGGCCUUACGGAAACCAUAAAGUUUCUCUUCAAGAAAUCAAGCGGAUCAGAGAAGCAGGUGGAUGGAUUGUCAAUGGAAGGAUUUGUGGAGACAUCUCUGUGUCCCGUGCUUUUGGUGACUUGAGGUUCAAGACAAAAAAGAAUGAAAUGCUGGAGAAAGGAAUGGAGGAUGGAAGAUGGUCCCAAAAAUUUAUAUCUCGCGUGCAAUUCCAUGGAGACUUGGUCAUUGCGUCUCCAGAUAUUUUUCAAGUAACACUCGGAUCGGAUGCAGAGUUUAUAUUGUUAGCAUCUGAUGGCUUGUGGGAUUAUAUGAGCAGCUCAGAUGCAGUAUGUUUUGUUAGGAAUCAGCUCCGACAACAUGGAGACGUUCAAGCAGCUUGUGAGGCACUUGCCCAAGAAGCUUUGAAUAAUCACUCACAAGAUAACAUCAGCAUUGUCAUAGCUGAUUUAGGGAGGGUAGAUUGGCAAAGUUUGCCAAUGCAACAGCAAAAUUUUGUUUAUGAAUUAGGCCAAGCUUUUGCCACGAUCGGUUUCGUGACACUUGUAAUUUGGGCGUCAUCUCAGCUCACUUUAUGAAGUUGAAGCCUUCUUGCCUCGUAUAUAAUUCAACAUAAAUUUCCACACUUCUUAUAGUUGCAUUGUUGUGUGUACAUGUCUCACAAUUUAAUGCUUUUGAUUAAUGCCUCUAUGAUAAAUUGAAAAGGAUUUGCGCU
Malania oleifera is the source of this 1504-nucleotide messenger RNA. RefSeq names its product protein phosphatase 2C 57. Lineage: Eukaryota; Viridiplantae; Streptophyta; Magnoliopsida; Santalales; Ximeniaceae. The transcript is spliced from 11 exons. Gene Ontology annotation, molecular function: protein serine/threonine phosphatase activity; cation binding. Gene Ontology annotation, biological process: protein dephosphorylation. Bases 192 to 1367 code for a protein of 391 amino acids. The record is from RefSeq and is a predicted model, not a curated record.